Messenger RNA from Stomoxys calcitrans (stable fly), 5529 nucleotides. RefSeq names its product high affinity cGMP-specific 3',5'-cyclic phosphodiesterase 9A. Gene Ontology annotation, biological process: cGMP catabolic process. NCBI's taxonomy places the organism in Eukaryota, Metazoa, Arthropoda, Insecta, Diptera, Muscidae. The transcript has 12 exons. The coding region runs from base 700 to 5199 and encodes 1499 amino acids. Gene Ontology annotation, molecular function: 3',5'-cyclic-GMP phosphodiesterase activity. The record is from RefSeq and is a predicted model, not a curated record.
AUCGACCCGGUUCGUUCGUUCGUUAUUAAGUUUUCUUGUUAAUUUUUCGGGGCAUUCGUAAAGAACAGAACUAUAAUAAAAAUGAGUAAAAAUAAAUGAAUAUAAAAUUACGUGUGAAAUCAAAUUAUAGAGAGGAUCCAGAGACAGUGGUGUGUCACAAAGGCCCACAACACACAAAACGUAGCCCUGGCGUUUCUGCAUUAAUUCUCAGCCGGCAUAUUGAACACAUAAAAAAAACUGUGACGGCAACAAGUUUUCCAUAAUUCACCAAACACUCAAACAAUGUGCAAGUGUGUGUGUAAAACUUAAAUUUAAACAAAACAACAAAACCAAACGCCCAGUUACAUUGGCAUACAUUUGCAUUGAGUUACAGGGAAUGAAUGAAUGAAACAACAAAAACAACACUGCAAUUUAGUCAAAGUCAGCAUCAUCAACACUUAAUUUAAAUGAAUGGAACAUUUUUGUUCUUCUCUUGAGAACGUAGCCUUUGAAGGAGUCACGGUGCAUAAAUGGAUUUGUUUUAAAAGGCUGUAUUUUAUUAAUUAAGGAUUGGUUGGCAUAUCGUUAGCCCAUGCAGGCGGGGGAAUAGCAUGGUCUAGGCAAUUGGCAUUUUGCGUGGCUUUUGUGUAACACUAUCCCAUCUACCAUCGAGCACGUGAUCCCUGGCAAUCACGCUACACGUUGCGCCAACACACAUAAAUGUACAAGGACAGCAGCUGCCGUAGCAGCCCUCAGCCACCGCCCACAACGAACGUUGCGGAUCAAGCCUCGGAUAGAUCAACGGCAGCGACUACGACUACGACUACUGCGACGACCUUACCUCAGGGCCAACCACCUACAAGUACUGCUGUUCGUGCCAGCACUUCGUCCACAAUUAACGUAGUACCACCUCAUGUCCACGCAGCCACCGUAGAGGACGACGAAGAGGACGGCUUUAGUUGUCCCUCCGAAUCGAGCAGUGACUCCGAGUACGAAGUACAUUCACGUCCCUCCACAACCAGCACCACCUCGACCUCAUCGUCGUCCACUGGGGCAGCCGUUGGCCUGACAACGGGCGUAGGGGGUCCCUGUGCGACGAGACGUCAUAAGCGUUCGGCCAACACCACUGCCGCCUCAACUCAGCGCUAUCACAGCAACUCCGAUGUUCGUAUAUUGCGCAAAAUUGGCUACAUUGCUUCGCGUGUGCGUUUUCUGGCCCGCAUCUAUUCCGACUUCAAACUUGUAAAUCCCUACACACCGGCCAAGCAGAGGCGUCUGCUGCAGUAUAUCCUUUUGAAGCACUCAAUUAUCGAUCCCGAUAAGGAGUUAGCUAAGGCAGCCGAAGCUGGCAACAAAUCCAGACCCUCCACCACUCCCUCAGUGACUUCGGCCAGCAGCUGCAGUGGUCUGCCGCAGACGGAAAGCUCCUUCGAAGACGACUCGGUUACGGGGACAGUGCGCCGCAAGUCAUCCACUUCGGUGACAGCUUCAGCCUCAAUACUUUUGCUGGAGGACCUUCUGGUGCAGUUGUAUGAGGAUCGUCGCAAUAAAUUAACCCUUAUACGCAGAAGACGUAGCAGGCGCAGCAGUGCGGGAGCCACAACGGCCAAGACACCUCUCAAUCAGCUAAUCAUAAUGAGCAGUAAGACCACCAGCAGCAGUGUUGAACGUUUAUUGCAAUUAGACAACGAGGACGAGGGAGGUGGUGGCAGUAGUGGUGGCGGCGGCGGCGGUGGUGGUGGUCAGAGCAGUAUUGGUGGUGGUGCUUCCGAUGGUGGCAGCACUGAAAGACUUACCAAAGGCAAUCACAUUUACAAUGCAAACAUAACUACAAGUUCUAGUCAACAACAGCAGCAGCAACAACAACGCAAUAGCUCCAUAUUCCUACAACCAUUGGCGGCGAGUGGUGAUGACAACCUAAGGCGACGGAGGGCCAGUGAUUGCACACCCCACCCAUGCCAGCCCUUGGGCAAUCAGCUACAAAUAACGCUUAAGAACAAUAACUGCACCAAGCUACCCCUGCAUCGUGGUAGCUGCGGAGCUGCCGGCGACCAUCUGCUGGCCGCCAAUUCAAUUGCCAAUCGCCAAACGUUAAUUUUAAGUAAAUCUUGUGGCAAUGUGGAUGCCGGUGUGGGAAAUAGCAAUCCAGCUCUCUAUGGUAGUGGAGAUUUGCGUGGCAACAACACUGGUGUCUCCUCCAUGGUCGGUGGCAAUGGCUCCCUGACAGCCACGGGUACAGGUGGUGGGACCAGCUGCGCCCUGGGUAUGGGCCCCAUUAAUGGCAACAACGAGUAUAGCAUUGUACAGCUGAACAAUACAAUCAUACAGUGCCACUUUAACGAUGACGACUUUCGAGCUUUGGUCAAGGAUCUAAAGCGUAAAGUCGAGUAUACGGAGCGCAUGAACUGGUUAUGUAAGUUAACGCACAAGGAAAUCAAUAGUCUUUCCAAGCGUCCCCUGGGUCCCCAGAGUCGCAAGAGUAGCUUACCCAAGCAUCAAGAGGUUAAAAAACGUUUCCUGGAAAUCUGCGAUACCACCUUCUCGGAAGAGGUGCGCAAUGCUCUGCGUUUGCCUGCCUUCGAUUCGUACGAGUGGGGCGAUGCCGAUAUCAUUCAUUUGAUGCAGACCAUGUUCAUAGAGUUGGGCUUUAUAGAGAAAUUCAAUUUACCCGUGGACACAUUGCGAGAAUGGCUGUACGAGGUGUACAAGCACUACAAUGAAGUGCCGUUUCACAAUUUCCGGCAUUGUUUUUGUGUGGCCCAGAUGAUGUAUGCCAUAACACGUCAAGCCAAUCUAUUGCAACGUCUGGGUGAUUUGGAGUGUCUCAUUCUAUUGGUAUCCUGCAUUUGUCACGAUCUCGAUCAUCCAGGCUACAAUAACAUUUAUCAAAUAAAUGCCCGUACAGAGUUGGCACUACGGUAUAAUGACAUAUCGCCUUUAGAGAAUCAUCAUUGCUCGAUAGCAUUUCGUUUAUUGGAACAUCCAGACUGUAAUAUAUUUAGGAAUUUUAGCCGAGAAGCAUUCAACCAAAUACGUGAAGGAAUUAUACGAUGCAUUCUAGCCACCGAUAUGGCACGUCACAAUGAGAUAUUAACCCAAUUUAAAGAGGCCACCCCAAUUUUUGAUUACUCCAAUCGGGCCCAUAUUAACUUGCUUUGUAUGAUCCUCAUUAAAGUAGCCGAUAUAUCCAAUGAAGCCCGACCCAUGGAUGUGGCCGAACCGUGGCUGGAUCGUCUUUUGCAGGAGUUCUUUGCCCAAAGUGCUGCCGAAAAAACCGAAGGCCUGCCGGUGACCCCUUUCAUGGACCCCGAUAAGGUCAGCCGAACUGGUUCGCAAGUGCGUUUCAUUGGUCUAGUCAUUUUACCCUUGUUCGAGGCCUUGGGAGAUCUGGUGCCAGAAGUCAUAGACAUGAUUAUAGUUCCUGUACGCGUAGCUUUGGAUUACUACAAACGUUUAAAUGAUGCUCAAAACAAAUGCCGCAAAUCAUUGGCCGAUAGCAUCUCUGCUGCUGCUUCGGAAAAUACCAGCGGUGGCUCGGAUGCUAAUGCAGCCUCCACAAGUACGGCAGGGGCUUCGACUGGUGCUGGUGGGGGUAGUAAUGCCGGUGCUGCUGGCAGUGGGGGAGGUGGUAGUGGUGCCGGCAACUCUGGCGGCAGUAUUUCACCCCAAAUGCCGCGUUCCCAGUCGGGCAUUAGUGUGAAGUCCCGCCGGAGUAUACCCUCCCAGAAGUCCGCCUCCCGUACUUCCGUUGAUGAACCAGGAGGCAUGCCGGCCGAGUUGCAUGAUUUGCCCGAGGGCAGUGAGAGUGGUGAUUCUGAAACCGCUACUGAAGUUGAUGUGGCUGAGAAGACCUCCAAAUUCAAGGUUGAUACCGAAGGCACCAGCAAUCGUUCCAAAUCCUCGCAUUCCGCCUCUCGUAAAUCGUCACGCGAGAAACGCCCCUCUAUGAUAGGGGAAAUGUGCAGCAGCGGCAGUGGCCAGCGCAUACGCAACUCAUAUGGCAACAUUCAUGGCUACCACUCCAAUCGUAGCCACUUUAGCAACAAUCGCGCUGUCAGCUUGGACCAGUAUAGCACCAACAAUCGCCGACUGUCCGAUGGCCUGCAGCAGGUGAUUUCGGAUAGCAAUGUUUUCUAUAAUCGUCACAAUCGCGGCAGUCUUGAGGCUUCCACGGUGAAUUGUCGCCUGGUCGAGGAUAUGAACAUGAAUGCCACGGGCAUUGUUACCGUUUCGCAGACUUCUUCGGCAGGAGGUGGUGGCAGAGUGGCGGGUGGUGCCUCCCUGCAACUGAAUACUUCCCAGAAUGUGCCAAAUAAUGAGGGUGUCACUUCCAACAAUGCGGGCGCUUCAACAAACGCCCCAACAGCUGCAUCAAACACCACUGCCUCUUCUGCCACACCACAACAGAAUAUCAUGUGCAUAGCGCGUUUCUCCAAUGGCAACAUAUCUCCCACACAGUUGCAGCAGCCCCAGCGACAGCAUUGUUGUGCAGCUGCAGCGGCGGCGGCAGCAGCUGCCGCUGUGAGUAGUGGACAAAAUGGGCUGACGAGUAGUGCCACUGAGACAACUGCAGCUUCAAAGAAUUCAUGGAAGGCUCGCUUCAAACAGUUUUCCGACUAUUUUAGUUUUUCCUUUGACAAGAACUCAAAGCGUUUCAGCAGUACGCGCAGCAGUCCGUGUUCGGUGCGCAACAACAAUGGCGCCCAAGGCAAUGGGGCCGAGAGCGGCGGUACCACCUACAUUGAUCCCCUGACGGGCAAGCCCACGGCCAUGUGUUGCACCAUCUCGAAUAGCUUGCAGUCGCCUGGUCUGAGGCAGAAACACAUUUCCCACCAACACGACUUGAUGGCCUCAGGCCGCCAUCGAGCCUAUAGUCUGGAUGUGCCCUGCAAUCGUAGCAAUCCACGCUACAGCAGCAGCAGUGGAGGCGGUGGUGACAGCAGUCGCAAGUCGUCGCGCCACGAUGGCACGGUCACAGGCGAUGAGAACAAUAGCAACAAUACGCUUCACAGCAGCAGCGGGGCGGGCAGUGAUAUGCCCACCUGCAUGCCGCCACCCAUACGCAUUGGCAGCGUUGAUGCCAGCGACACAAUACUCAUUACAACCGGUGUCCUGCCCAAUGCCUUGCCGCCCGCCAGCCUGGGAGAGGCCGAGCCCAGUUUGAGCAUCGAUUUGGGCUUGCCCAGCAAUUCGUCGUCGGCCGAUCCUCCGAAGAUAUGACAACGUGGUAGCUCAGAGACGACCACCAACUCCUCGAAUGGAGCCUUUGCAGCCCUGCUGCAGCAGCAACAGCAAAUGGAUGCGACGCGCCAGACAGCAGCCACGGCGGCCGUGCAGACGUCCAGCUGCAAUGUAUCGUCCUCCAUGUCGAUGACGGUGUGGUCGGCUUUGGGCCAGCGUCUAAGUGCUUUGGUCUGCCAUUGUUGUGAGCGGAAAUUGCCAGAGCCGGAAAAUGUGUAAAAUGAAUAAGAGAUACUGAAAGCGAGGGAGAGAUACAUACAUAUUCAUCAAUGAUAAUAAGUUAUUAGUAAAAAAUUAUCAAAAAAAAAA